UCCUCUUUUAUCUGAUCACCACCGUCUCGGCCUUGGUUUCUGAAAGCAGGCAGGAAAAAGCUAAUAAGGGCUUUGGAAUUUGAGCACCGAUUUGGUUUCAUACGUAGAGUCACAGUAGAUGCGCAGAUAGAUAGAUAGAUUGAUAGAUAGAUAGUAUUUGCGGCUGGGUCAUAAUUUUCUUGGGCUUGAUGGAGAUGAGCAGCUGGCUGGCCUUCUCCUUGUCUUCCUGCGUUCCGGAGGAAGAGUCUGAUGGAGGUGGAGAAGAGAGAGGAGUUAGCGGCGGCGGCGGCGUCAAUCCACUUGUUCUCAUGCCUCUCACCUCUGAUGCCUCCGUCUGCCUCAUGGAGCCUGCACCCUUGAGGCAGCCUCAAGCUUCAGAGUGGAAAUACGAUGCAAUUGCGGUCACCUCCACCGGGCUUAACCUGGCUGCGCGAGGGCCGAAGUUUGAGGAUUUCUUGGGUGGUUACUCUGAGAACUCCGGCAAGGAGAGCCACCGCCGGCAACACCAAUCAAUUCCUUACUUUUAUGAUGUGCAUUGUUCCCACAGUUCCGGCGGUCCUGGAAUCAAUGUUAACAUGCCUCCUUCCUUCGCCCUCGGUGAGGGAGUCCUGACCAAGGACAAUGUCGAAGCCCCUUAUCACUAUAUUGGAUCUUUCGACCACCACCAUCGACAUCCUAAUCAAUCUUUCCGUGAUCCUAAUGCCCUCUGGCCAGCAUUCCUCGGACCCGAUGCUAACCAAAGCUUCACUGCCAAUGCCGUGCCGGAAAAUAAGCCACCGGCCAAGGAAAAUGAGUCCCAAUCGCUAACCCUUUCAAUGAGCCGCGGUUUGCAGAUGGAUUUCAAUGAAAUUGUUCCAACCUCAGCUUACCCCUCUGAGCCUGUCACUGAUCCCAAAUGCCUGAAUGGAAAAUCGACAAUUCGCGAACGUGUUCCUCGCAAGUCCGUUGAGACUUUCGGGCAAAGAACCUCGCAGUAUAGGGGAGUGACAAGGCAUCGAUGGACCGGACGAUAUGAAGCCCACCUGUGGGACAACAGCUGUAGAAAGGAAGGCCAAACAAGAAAAGGAAGGCAAGUUUAUUUAGGAGGUUACGAUGAAGAAGAAAAGGCGGCAAGGGCAUAUGAUUUGGCUGCACUCAAGUACUGGGGAUCAACAACUCAUACAAAUUUCCCUCUAAGGACCUACGAGAAGGAGCUGGAGGCGAUGAAGAACAUGACUAGACAAGAGUUUGUAGCCAAUUUGCGUAGGAAGAGCAGUGGGUUCUCUAGAGGGGCAUCUGCGUACCGAGGGGUGACGAGGCACCACCAGCAUGGGAGAUGGCAAGCUAGAAUUGGCAGAGUGGCUGGCAACAAGGACUUGUACCUUGGCACUUUCAGCACACAGGAGGAAGCUGCGGAAGCCUAUGACAUUGCAGCCAUCAAGUUCCGAGGGCUGAAUGCAGUGACAAACUUCGACAUUACUAGGUACGACGUGAAGCGCAUUUGCUCAAGCUCACACCUACUUAGCGGGGAGCUUGCCAAAAGAUCACCAAAAGAAACCACCCCGGCAUCGUCUGAUGAUGUAUUUGAUGUGCCAUGGAAUUCAAAGACUGACGAUAUGUCGAACAAUCCUAAUUCCUCAGGUGCCGAGGUGGAGAGUUUUAGACACUCUGUCUCUUGGCAUAACAUGUAUGGGGAUUGUUCUAGUGGAAUCUUCUACCCUGCGGCCGUGGCGAACUGCAAUGUGGCGGUGACCGUGCAGCCUACCGAUACGAUGGCUUCCAAUCAACCUCCAGUGUUUGCUCUGUGGAAGGAUUGAGGAAUCAAUCACAAGCUGGAUUCAGAUUGUUAAGGUGAGCUGUGUUAGUCUCUUGGUGAUAGUAACACAAAGCUUCAGUCAAAUUUUGAGUUACUUAGUAGGGGCGGAGCCACCCCUGGUUAGGGUGACCUAUUUUAUAACUUUGAUAUAAUAAUUGUAAUGUAUGUAGUUAUCAUAAUUAUUACCUAUAAAACUUAUAAAAUGAAUUCUACGGUAAACAAUUGUUUAUUGUUGGUUGAUUAAAUAGUCAAACCCAAGGGUGGUAAGGGUGGUUACGCCUUUGCCAUCAGGCGCCUCCGUCAGGGACGGAGUUAGGAAUUUUAUA
Molecule: messenger RNA, 2121 nt
Organism: Zingiber officinale
Lineage: Eukaryota; Viridiplantae; Streptophyta; Magnoliopsida; Zingiberales; Zingiberaceae
Product: AP2-like ethylene-responsive transcription factor AIL1
Exons: 9
Coding region: 189-1796 (535 amino acids)
Biological process (GO): regulation of DNA-templated transcription
Molecular function (GO): DNA binding; DNA-binding transcription factor activity
Source: RefSeq, a predicted model, not a curated record